AUGAGGUCUUGCCUGCCAGACACCAGCACCUCACCCCCUCAGUGCCCCCCCCCCGACCUGCCAGACGCCAGCAUCUCACCCCCUCAGUGCCCCUCGACCUGCCAGACACCAGCAUCUCACACCCUCAGUGCCCCCCGAUCUGCCAGACACCAGCAUCUCACACCCUCAGUGCCCCCGACCUGCCAGACGCCAGCAUCUCACACCUCAGUGCCCCCUGAUCUGCCAGACACCAGCACCUCACCCCUCAGUGCCCCCACACCUGCCAGACGCCAGCAUCUCACACCCUGUUCCCCCGACCUGCCAGACACCAGCAUCUCACACCCUGUGUGCCCCCCCGACCUGCCAGACACCAGCAUAUCACACCCUCAGUGCCCCCACCGACCUGCCAGACACCAGCAUCUCACCCCCUCAGUGCCCCCCGACCUGCCAGACACCAGCAUCUCAUCCCUUCAGUGCCCCCCGAUCUGCCAGACACCAGCAUCUCACACCCUCAGUGCCCCCCUCGACCUGCCAGACACCAGCAUCUCACACCCUCAGUGCCCCCGACCUGCCAGACACCAGCAUCUCCACCCCUCAGUGCCUCAUACCCUCAGACCUGCCAGACACCAGCAUCUCACACCCUCAGUGCACCCAUCGACCCCUCAGUGCCCCUCGAGCCAGACACCAGCAUCUCACCCCUCAGUGCCCCCUCGACCUACCAGACGCCAGCAUCUCACCCCCUCAGUGCCCCCGAUCUGCCAGACACCAGCAUCUCACACCCUCAGUGCCCCCCACCCCCCGACCUGCCAGACACCAGCAUCUCAUCUCACCCCCUCAGUCCCCUCCCUCCCCUCCGACCUGCCAGACACCAGCAUCUCACCCCCUUAG
This is a messenger RNA of Haliotis rubra (blacklip abalone), 867 nucleotides long. RefSeq names its product vegetative cell wall protein gp1-like. NCBI's taxonomy places the organism in Eukaryota, Metazoa, Mollusca, Gastropoda, Lepetellida, Haliotidae. Bases 1 to 867 code for a protein of 288 amino acids. The transcript has a single exon. The record is from RefSeq and is a predicted model, not a curated record.